Molecule: messenger RNA, 2509 nt
Organism: Abrus precatorius (Indian licorice)
Lineage: Eukaryota; Viridiplantae; Streptophyta; Magnoliopsida; Fabales; Fabaceae
Product: importin subunit alpha-2-like
Exons: 12
Coding region: 356-1960 (534 amino acids)
Biological process (GO): NLS-bearing protein import into nucleus
Cellular component (GO): nucleus; cytoplasm
Molecular function (GO): protein binding; nuclear import signal receptor activity
Source: RefSeq, a predicted model, not a curated record
UAGCUUUUCAGUUUGGAAAUCGAACUACAAUCUCCAAUCAUAGUAACUUUUUCCCUCACCUCGUUCCAAUUCAAACUAGUGGCACUUUGGAAAAUAUGAGCCGAUCCAUGUCCACAUUGGUCCCAACCUCUGCCUCCACUAACACCAUUGUAUAUAAACCUUUCCCUUUUCUUUUCAACUGUUCAAACUUUGCCAACAAAACCAAAAUCACUUCGUAUCUCUCGCUCUCGACAUAUUCCGUUUAUUUGAAACCCUACGGUUAGGUUCACAAUCAACAACAACCACUAGCGCAGUACAGUUAGUGCAGUACAGUGCUUCUUAGUUCGUACGGUUCCCGUUUAUUGCUUCUGAAACGAUGUCGUAUCGACCAACCGGGAACUCCAGAACCGAUGUUCGCCGGAACCGAUACAAGGUGGCAGUAGAUGCCGAAGAAGGUCGGAGACGGCGGGAGGACACCAUGGUGGAGAUCCGCAAGAAUAGAAGAGAAGAGAGUUUGCAGAAGAAGAGGCGCGAGGGUCUUCAACCUCAGCAACAGAUACCUUCAUCCGGUCACUCUACUCUCGUAGAGAAGAAGUUGGAGCACCUACCGUCAAUGGUUGCCGGUGUUUGGACUGAUGAUAAUAACCUGCAGCUGGAGGCAACGACGCAGUUUCGGAAGCUACUUUCGAUUGAACGUAGUCCACCGAUUGAGGAGGUUAUACAGACUGGUGUAGUUUCUCGCUUUGUUGAGUUUCUGAUGAGGGAAGACUUUCCACAGUUGCAGUUCGAGGCAGCUUGGGCUUUGACAAAUAUAGCUUCUGGAACAUCUGAAAACACCAAGGUGGUAAUUGAUCAUGGGGCUGUCCCAAUUUUCGUGAAGCUCCUUGCUUCUCCUAGUGAUGAUGUCCGUGAACAGGCAGUGUGGGCCUUAGGUAACGUUGCUGGGGAUUCUCCCAGAUGCCGUGAUCUUGUUCUCAGUCAUGGUGCUUUGCUUCCUUUGUUGGCACAACUAAAUGAGCAUGCCAAGCUUUCUAUGCUUAGAAAUGCUACCUGGACACUUUCAAACUUCUGUAGGGGGAAGCCACAGCCUCCUUUUGAUCAGCAAGUUAAGCCUGCACUUCCUGCUCUUGCCCGUCUUAUCCAUUCAAAUGAUGAGGAGGUAUUGACUGAUGCAUGUUGGGCACUUUCAUAUCUUUCUGAUGGAACAAAUGAUAAAAUUCAAUCUGUAAUUGAAGCUGGUGUUUGUCCCCGACUUGUUGAGCUUCUUCUGCAUCCUUCACCUUCAGUGCUGAUUCCUGCUCUUCGGACUGUUGGAAAUAUUGUCACUGGAGAUGAUAUGCAAACUCAGGUUAUUAUCAACCAUCAGGCUCUUCAUUGCCUUCUGAAUCUGUUGACUAAUAAUUAUAAGAAAAGCAUCAAGAAGGAAGCUUGCUGGACCAUAUCAAACAUCACCGCUGGGAAUAAACAACAGAUUCAGGCUGCGAUUGAUGCUAAUAUAAUUGGUCCUUUGGUCAAUCUGCUUCAAAAUGCUGAGUUUGAUAUCAAGAAAGAGGCUGCUUGGGCCAUCUCAAAUGCUACAUCUGGUGGUUCUCAUGAACAAAUCAAGUACCUGGUAAGUCAAGGGUGUAUUAAGCCCUUGUGUGAUCUUCUUAUCUGUCCUGAUCCUAGGAUUGUGACAGUUUGUCUGGAAGGCCUUGAAAACAUCUUGAAGGUGGGAGAAGCUGAUAAAAAUUUAGGCAAUACUGGUGACGUGAAUCUAUAUGCUCAAAUGAUUGAUGAUGCUGAGGGGUUGGAGAAAAUUGAGAACCUCCAGAGUCAUGACAACACAGAGAUUUACGAAAAGGCUGUGAAAAUUCUUGAGACAUACUGGUUAGAGGAAGAAGAUGAGACUAUGCCUCCAGGGGAUGCUUCUCAGUCAGGGUUCAACUUUGGUGGCGCUGAAGCUCCUGCUGUGCCUUCCGGUGGAUUUAACUUCAAUUAGAAGACAUUUGUGCUUCUACUGGGGAGUUUUGGCUGGUCUAUCAUUAAAGUCCUCCAUUAUGACGGGACAACAAUUGGGGGACAAGUCCAUGUCCUGUCACUGUCCUUGGGUCGUACAAGGUCCAGCAUUGGUAAAUAGAUGGUUGCUGGAUUGGCUUGGGUUUUUCAUAUCUCAUGUGAAAAAUGCGUCGUGGCUAUAUUUUUUCGCCACUGUAGAGAAUACUAUAAUUCUCUUUCUGCCAAGUGAUUAUUCCACAGAAUUAAUUAAUGUUCAGUCUCGUGAUUUUUCCUUUGUUAUAUGUCAGAAUGGGAAUCAGUUACAGUUACGAUUGUGGGUUUUUUGGCAAAUGCCAAAUGCUAUUACCUGUCCAUUACUAUAGUAGGAAUGUUUGAGUCUGCUUUACCCCCCUCCCCUUGUAAGCCUUUUUUUGUCGGUGAAGUUCCCACCAAAGUUCAAUUAUUCAUUACGUUGUCUUGGUCCUGGUACAUUUUGUAGUACUUUAGUACUAUGUUUUCAAUAGAAAAUAUCAUGCAGCAAUUAUUGUGCAUU